AUGCGAAUUGUUACUGACGACUCGCCAUACCGUCGGCAUGUGCGUAUGGGUUUCCUCGACACCAAAAAAAAAGAAAAAGUAAACAAAACAGAAACGAAAGCGGGGUUAUCCUGA
This is a messenger RNA of Chondrus crispus (carragheen), 114 nucleotides long. RefSeq lists its product as hypothetical. Bases 1 to 114 code for a protein of 37 amino acids. The transcript has a single exon. The record is from RefSeq and is a predicted model, not a curated record. Lineage: Eukaryota; Rhodophyta; Florideophyceae; Gigartinales; Gigartinaceae.